GAAAAGAAGACGUCAUGCAGCCCUCUAACGUCUGUUGGUCCUUGACGAUAUGGAUGGUCCAGCUGGCCUUGAUGUUUCUCACUAUUCAAGGUGGGGUCAUAUCUGUAUAGAAUCAGAAUCCUAUUUCUUGGCAUGUCUCUGUCUACAGACGGUGGUUUGAAGCUUACACUACUACAGUUUAUGGGUUGAAUUGACGGUGUUGUCUCCUGUAUUUGUUCACCUUGGUCAUUAACAUUAACUCAGUUUUGUCUCCACCUCUUUCAGCUCAAAGCUGCACCAAACCCAUAGGAGGGCCAAACAUGGUUUUGUCAGAUGCCUUCAUCAUUCAAGAGACAUUUGAAGACGGAGCAAAAGUCACUUUUGACUGUGCAAUUGGAUAUGUCCGUGCAGGAGGGUCUCGAUCAGUCACCUGUACUGCUGGCGUGUGGAGUGAAGUGAAACUGAUAUGCGAAAGUAAUAUAAUUGUCUUUGUUUUUGUUCAGAAAAGUUAUGCCAUAUUCUUGUAAAUGUUUCCAGUUUUUAGUUACCCACUCGCAACUUGAUAUAUUCAUUGCCCAUCCAUAGAUCUUCUUGAAAUACUAGCCUGGAAUUCGGACCUGUUUUGUGCUAACAUUCAACUCUUUGCCACUCUGUCAUUUUGAAAGUCUGACUGGUUUUCUCUGUGGUUGUUUCAGGGAAGUCGUGUGGCUCCCCAGGAGAAGUGAUGAAUGGCGAUUUUGAUCUCUCUGAGGGGAUCUUGUUUGGCGACAAGGUUGUUGCUACCUGUAACACUGGGUCAGUGCAAGGCUAUUUGCUUCCCCCCCCCCGAAUUCUUUCUUGAGUGUUAGAUGUGAUUUCUUAGAGUUAACAUGGCAACUGUCAUGUUUCACAAAGCUGUCCAUUUGUAGGCCUAAUUUUGUGAUUUCCAAAUAGGCCUUACUCAAACUUCCCUAAAAGUUAAACAAAAUGUUUUUUUAUUUUUAUGUUUGGCAUAUUAUCUGUCAUUACUAUUUUGAUCAGAGCUCUCUUGUAACCCUUGUUGUCCUAAAAGCAAAGCUCCAAAAACUGUCUAAUCUUUCUAUUUUUCAGCUAUAUGCUUGUGGGCAGUGGUGUAAGGACCUGUAUGGACGGAGGCUGGGAUGGCAGAGUUCCUUUAUGUGAAGGUUAGUCAUCUGAAGGAGCAUGUCAAGUGAAAAUAACAAUAACUUUAACAGUUCUGUGCUUGUGCCUAAAUCAAAACUCUUCAUAACUGAUCAUAACUGCGGUUGUGCUCUAAUCUGCAGUGGUGAAGUGUGGAAAGCCCCCCACCAUUGUCAACGGUGGGCCUGUUGUCCCACCUGAAGAGACGUAUAACUAUGGAAGUGUAGUGCAAUAUGGCUGUGAGAAGGAUUACACUCUGGUUGGAACUAAAUCCAUAAUCUGCUCUGAGAAUGGAGAAUUCCAGCCAGCUCCACCUGAGUGUAAAAGUACGUUGAAAGCUUGCCUUUUUUCCCAUUCUAAGUAUGGUUGUUAACAAAAUAUAGAACUGCUCACAUGAACUGCUUACACCAGGGGUGUCAAACUCAUUCCAUGGAGGGCCUAGUGUCUGAUGGUUUUUGGUUUUUCCUUUCAAUUAAGACCUAGACAACCAGGUGAGAGGAGUUCCUUACUAAUUAGUGAUCUUAAUUCAUCAAUCAAGUACAAUGGAGGAGUGAAAACCCGCAGACACACGGCCCUCCAUGGAAUGAGUUUGAAACAUGUGGCUUACACUGAUCAAAUCUAUAUGGGCUCCACUUUUUUCCUCCACCACACAAUAGUGAGCAUGUUCCAGAUGACCUCCUCUGAAAGAAAUGUGUAAAUAUCACAGUAUCUAGCCUAAUAAAAUGGAACAUAAGCACAGAUGUGCAUGAAACAGGCUAAGCAAGCAGUCUAAAACAUGGAUAAUGUGUAGGCCUAUUCUGAAAACCAUGAUGCAACAUUAAGCUCAGAGGAAGUGGUUUACAAUAGAAUCUACCCUAUUUAUUUGUUAGAUAAUGAUUAGUUGCAGGAUUCAUAAAUGGGUGAACUAUAACAACAUUGUUUAUUGCUUCAAGUAGUCUAAAACCAAUAAAUAAUAUACUUGGGUCACAUUGUUCACCUCAAAACAGUAGCUAAUGACAUCUCUCUUUGUUUAUGUCUGCAGUGGUCUCAUGUCCUCGUCCUGUUGUUGACAAUGGCGUUCGGAUUGAAGGUCGUCCCCCCUAUGCGUACAAGUCUUUUGUGACAUAUAAGUGCAACGCUGGAUAUGAGAUGGAUGGACAGCCAGUCUGACCUGUGAAAUAGAAGGCUGGUCAGCUCCUUUCCUACAUGCAAAGGUAAGACUGAUUUCAGUUUUGUUAUUUAACACACUUUGGCCUAUAUUUUAGCUCAGAUAUUUUGUGUAUCAUUUGGUGUGUAGGAACAGAGGACCAAUGUGUCAGCAAACUGUAUUUUUUAAUGGAAUUGACCUCAACUCGUAUAAACACAUUGAGGCUUUUUUGAUAAGAAAAUAUGGUAUGUGUGUUAAUGUUCAUGCUAAUUGAUAUUUUUCACCAUAUGCAUGCCUGUGCAUAGCAACCUCAAGUAUUUAUUUUCCCUUUUUUACACUUUAUGAGUGCUGACUAAAGCAUUUGAGGGAUCAGAAUCCUAUUUCUUUGCAUCUCUGUCUACAGACGGUGGUUUGAAGCUUACACUACUACAGUUUAUGGGUUGAAUUGACGGUGUUGUCUCCUGUAUUUGUUCACCUUGGUCAUUAACAUUCACUCCAUUUUGUUAAUGUCUAGUCUAAAACAUGUAUAAUAUGUAGGCCUAUUCUAAAAACCAUGAUGCAACAUUAAGCUCAGAGGAAGUGGUUUACAAUAGAAUCUACCCUAUUUAUUUGUUAGAUAAUGAUUAGUUGCAGGAUUCAUAAAUGGGUGACUAUAACAACAUUGUUUAUUGCUUCAAGUAGUCUAAAACCAAUAAAUAAUAUACUUGGGUCACAUUGUUCACCUCAAAACAGUAGCUAAUGACAUCUCUCUUUGUUUAUGUCUGCAGUGGUCUCAUGUCCUCGUCCUGUUAUUGAGAAUGCCUUUCGGAUUGAAGGCCGUCCCCCCUAUACGUACAAGUCUUUUGUGACAUAUAAGUGCAACGCUGGAUAUGAGAUGGAGGGACAAGCCAGUCUGACCUGUGAAAUAGAAGGCUGGUCAGCUCCUUUCCCUACAUGCAAAGGUAAGACUGAUUUCAGUGUUUGUUAUUUAACACACUUUGGCCUAUAUUUUAGCUCAGAUAUUUUGUGUAUCAUUUGGUGUGUAGGAACAGAGGACCAAUGUGUCAGCAAACUGUAUUUUUUAAUGGAAUUGACCUCAACUCGUAUAAACACAUUGAGGCUUUUUUGAUAAGAAAAUAUGGUAUGUGUGUUAAUGUUCAUGCUAAUUGAUAUUUUUCACCAUAUGCAUGCCUGUGCAUAGCAACCUCAAGUAUUUAUUUUCCCUUUUUACACUUUAUGAGUGAUUGACUAGCUAUCUGGUCCAACACCAUUCUACUCCUCAGACCACACUGGCUGACUAAAGCAUUUGAGGGAUCAGAAUCCUAUUUCUUUGCAUCUCUGUCUACAGACGGUGGUUUGAAGCUUACACUACUACAGUUUAUGGGUUGAAUUGACGGUGUUGUCUCCUGUAUUUGUUCACCUUGGUCAUUAACAUUAACUCCAUUUUGUGUCCAUCUCUUUCAGCUCAAAACUGCACCAAACCCAUAGGAGGGCCAAACAUGGUUUUGUCAGAUGCCUUCAUCCUUCAAGAGACAUUUGUAGACGGAGCAACAGUCAAUUUUCAUUGUGCAAUUGGAUAUGUCCGUGCAGGAGGGUCUCGUACAGUCACCUGUACUGCUGGCGUGUGGAGUGAAGUGAAACUGAUAUGCGAAAGUAAUAUAAUUGUUUUUGUUCUUUAAAGUUAUGCCAUAUUCUUGUAAAUGUUUCCAGUUUUUAGUUACCCACUCGCAACUUGAUAUAUUCAUUGCCCAUCCAUAGAUCUUCUUGAAAUACUAGCCUGGAAUUCGGACCUGUUUUGUGCUAACAUUCAACUCUUUGCCACUGUCAUUUUGAAAGUCUGACUGGUUUUCUCUAUGGUUGUUUCAGGGAAGUCGUGUGGCUCCCCAGGAGAAGUGAUGAAUGGCGAUUUUGAUCUCUCUGAGGGGAUCGAGUUUGGCGACAAGGUUGUUGCUACCUGUAACACUGGGUCAGUGCAAGGCUAUUUGCUUCCCCCCCCCCCGAAUUCUUUCUUGAGUGUUAGAUGUGAUUUCUUAGAGUUAACAUGGCAACUGUCAUGUUUCACAAAGCUGUCCAUUUGUAGGCCUAAUUUUGUGAUUUCCAAAUAGGCCUUACUCAAACUUCCCUAAAAGUUAAACAAAAUGUUUUUUUUUAAAUGUUUGGCAUAUUAUCUGUCGUUACUAUUUUGAUCAGAGCUCUCUGUUGUAACCCUUGUUGUCCUAAAAGCAAAGCUCCAAAUACUGUCUCAUAUUGUCUAAUCUUUCUAUUUUUCAGCUAUAUGCUUGUGGGCAGCGGUGUAAGGACCUGUAUGGACAGAGGCUGGGAUGGCAGAGUUCCUGUAUGUGAAGGUUAGUAAUCUGAAGGAGCAUGUCAAGUGAAAAUAACAAUAACUUUAACAGUUCUGUGCUUGUGCCUAAAUCAAAACUCUUCAUAACUGAUCAUAACUGCGGUUGUGCUCUAAUCUGCAGUGGUGAAGUGUGGAAAGCCCCCCACCAUUGUCAACGGUGGGCCUGUUGUCCCACCUGAAGAGACGUAUAACUAUGGAAGUGUAGUGCAAUAUGGCUGUGAGAAGGAUUACACUCUGGUUGGAACUAAAUUCAUAACCUGCUUGGAGAAUGGAGAAUUCCAGCCAGCUCCACCUGAGUGUAAAAGUACGUUGAAAGCUUGCCUUUUUUCCAAUUCUAAGUAUGGUUGUUAACAAAAUAUAGAACUGCUCACAUGAACUGCUUACACCAGGGGUGUCAAACUCAUUCCAUGGAGGGCCUAGUGUCUGAUGGUUUUUGGUUUUUCCUUUCAAUUAAGACCUAGACAACCAGGUGAGAGGAGUUCCUUACUAAUUAGUGAUCUUAAUUCAUCAAUCAAGUACAAUGGAGGAGUGAAAACCCGCAGACACACGGCCCUCCAUGGAAUGAGUUUGAAACAUGUGCCUUACACUGAUCAAAUCUAUAUGGGCUCCACUUUUUUCCUCCACCACACAAUCGUGAGCAUGUUCCAGAUGACCUCUGAAAGAAAUGUGUAAAUAUCACAGUAUCUAGCCUAAUAAAAUGGAACAUAAGCACAGAUGUGCAUGAAACAGGCUAAGCAAGCAGUCUAAAACAUGGAUAAUGUGUAGGCCUAUUCUGAAAACCAUGAUGCAACAUUAAGCUCAGAGGAAGUGGUUUACAAUAGAAUCUACCCUAUUUAUUUGUUAGAAAAUGAUUAGUUGCAGGAUUCAUAAAUGGGUGACUAUAACAACAUUGUUUAUUGCUUCAAGUAGUCUAAAACCAAUAAAUAAUAUACUUGGGUCACAUUGUUCACCUCAAAACAGUAGCUAAUGACAUCUCUCUUUGUUUACGUCUGCAGUGGUCUCAUGUCCUCCUCCUGUUGUUGACAAUGGCGUUCGGAUUGAAGGCCGUCCCCCCUAUACGUACGAGUCUUUUGUGACAUAUAAGUGCAACGCUGGAUAUGAGAUGGAGGGACAAGCCAGUCUGACCUGUGAAAUAGAAGGCUGGUCAGCUCCUUUCCCUACAUGCAAA
This is a messenger RNA of Coregonus sp. 'balchen', 5736 nucleotides long. The record is from the annotation of a GenBank genome assembly. Lineage: Eukaryota; Metazoa; Chordata; Actinopteri; Salmoniformes; Salmonidae.